Molecule: messenger RNA, 2590 nt
Organism: Carya illinoinensis
Lineage: Eukaryota; Viridiplantae; Streptophyta; Magnoliopsida; Fagales; Juglandaceae
Exons: 12
Coding region: 620-2272 (550 amino acids)
Cellular component (GO): membrane
Source: RefSeq, a predicted model, not a curated record
UACUUGGGAAGACAAAAGGAAGGGAGAGAGAGAGAGAGAGAUCUGCGACUUCCAUGACGAAAUUGUCGUCCAUUUUGACUUGCGUUACGUUUGUUGUUUUUUUUGACUUUGAAGAGAGAGAGAGAGAGGGGUUUGGUUGGAAUCAGAUGCAGUUCAUACUACCCCAUUAGAAACGAAUGACAUGGAUUGGGAAAAUAAGGAGUUGUUGCAUUUCAGAAGUGGAGUCAGUUGAAAAGAAGAAAAAAAGGAAAAAGAAAAGAAACUCUCCAUUCUCUAAGGGCGUGUUUGACCCGGUUUUCGUUGGCCAUUAAAGCAUGUUAGACAACAUAGUGGAACAUAAAAAUUAUUGACGGGAAUUUGGAUUUUUGAGGUGUUUCGGUUGAGGUUCUUCUGUUGGGUUUUGCCUUUAAAUUAGCUACGAGCUAGGACUCAGAGGAUAGAUGGUAUUUGAAGAGUCUUGGCGUUUCUAGAUAAUUGUACAGCGUUAAUAUCGACAUAAGAAGCCAUUCUCAGAGAGCCCAGAACGGGAUGGCUCAUUUGGCAGAAAGCUCUUUCCCUUGAUGUCUUUUUCAAGUCUUUGGAAGAAUCAUCAUUGAAAUUUAACGAACAUUUCAUCUCUAUGAUCAGGUUAGAGAUCAUGGGCUCCACACACAGAAUACAACUGGUCCUGCCCCUGACUUUCAUGAUGGUAGUUUUAGCCUUGAGUGCUCUUCCAGAAAUUGCAGGACAGACAAUUUCAUCUAGUGGCUUUGAACCAGGGAGAAAUUUGCUUCAGACAGACAAUGUCUCAGAACCGGUUAGACAGUCUGAUGAUACUGUGAGGGUGGAUCCUCUAGACAACUUAAAAAAAUACAGGGGAGGAUAUGAUAUCACCAACAAGCACUAUUGGAGUUCAACCAUAUUUACUGGAAUUUAUGGAUAUUGUGCUGGGUUGCUGUGGCUUUUGUGUGGAACUUUAUAUGGAGGCUUUCUGCUGGCAACUGCUUUUUGUUGUAGAAGUAGAAAGAUUGGAAAGCUGAGGAAAAGAUUACCUUAUAAGCAGUGUUGCCUUACACCAAUUCUCCUUGUCACAUUGUUCACAAUCCUAGCAAUAACUGCAUCCGGGUUAGUACUGGGGGCCAAUGCAAGGUUUCACUCACGAGCCAAAACAGUGGUGAACAUUAUCAUGAACACAGCAAAUGAGGCUUCAGAAACCAUAUACAAUACAACAGGAGCAAUGAAAGACAUAACAAAUAACUUAGGAGCGGCGGAAGGAAGUAGUGAUGCUUCUGGUUUCCUUACCUCCACAUCUGAGAAACUUAAUGUUAAAGCUGCAGAAAUACAAAGGGAGGCAAAGAAGAACAGGCAUCUGAUUGACAAGGGUCUGAGGAUAGUAUACAUAAUAACGACAGUUACCAUCUCAUUCAACCUGGUUGCAGUCAUAGCCCUUUCAGUGUCAGGAUCUAUGAGGUUUCGCCGGGCACUUUACCUGUUCAUUAUACUAUGCUGGUCCCUGACCGUUCUUUGCUGGUUGUUCUCUGGAAUGUAUUUCUUUUUAGAGAAGUUUUCUAGUGAUACGUGCACAGCUCUUGAAAAUUUCCAAGAAAAUCCCACCAACAACAGCUUGAGUUCAAUCCUUCCUUGUGAUGAAGUACUAUCAGCUAAAUCAGUCCUAUUUGAAGUCAGUGCAGGGAUCUACAACCUUGUUAAUGAGGUGAAUGUGAACAUAUCGCUCUUUCAAGCAACAUCGAAUACAAAUCUUCGUUAUGUUUGCAAUCCUUUCUCUGCACCACCAGACUACCAAUACCAGCCAGACAACUGUCCAGCUGAUACAAUUCGAAUAAGAGACAUCCCAAAGGUAUUGAAGUUCUUUACUUGUUCGGAAGCCAACAAUGGGACAUGUGAAAAUGAUCAACUUCUAUCAAAUAGCAACUAUAAGAUAGUGGAGGCUUACUCAAAUUCAAUACAAAGUCUGCUCGAUGCAUAUCCGGGAAUGGAAAGUCUAGUAGAAUGUCAAUCAGUGAAGGAUGCCUUUUCUGAGAUCCUGUUUAAGCACUGCAAACCUUUGAAGAGAUAUGUUCGGAUGGUAUGGGUGUCAAUGUUGUUCCUGUCAGUGAUCAUGAUGAUUUUGGUUCUGAUAUGGAUGUCACAAGCUCAUCAUGAGCAGAAUCUUGACCUUUCAAAUGGUUCUGUGAAACCCCAUAUAGCAACCGGAGAUAUGCUGGAAGCAGGAGCAACUGAAGAAGUUAACAGCCACACAAAAUCAAGUACAGCCUAUAUAAUUAGCAGUUAGUCCCUGGAAAAUACUGGAAGAUAAAUGCGCAAGCUACUUCCAAAAACUUUAGAGGGGAAUCAGCAUCCAAGAUAGUAUAUGUAUAUGUAUAAAUAUAAUAUAUAUACUCAUAUACAGGAAAGAACGUAGAGAUAAAGGAAAAUGUUGAGUUCGAUCAAUCAGAGGAGGGAGACAUUUGGUUCUUAAAAGAAAUUUUUGUACUAAAAAACCAAUACAUUAUUCUUUCCUUCUUUGAAAACAGGGGACCAACCCCAUAUAGAAGAUUAACGGGAUAUGUCAAGCGAAUGAUAUAUUUUAGUUUGAUUCAAUCUUUCAUUA